This is a messenger RNA of Oryza sativa Japonica Group (Japanese rice), 838 nucleotides long. Its product is annotated as small ribosomal subunit protein uS10m. Gene Ontology annotation, biological process: translation. Gene Ontology annotation, molecular function: structural constituent of ribosome. Gene Ontology annotation, cellular component: ribosome; mitochondrion; small ribosomal subunit. Lineage: Eukaryota; Viridiplantae; Streptophyta; Magnoliopsida; Poales; Poaceae. The record is from RefSeq and is a predicted model, not a curated record.
AUUCCCAAGUCUCCCCAAAGAAAGAAAAACCCCAUCUCCCGUCUCCCCGCGAGUUCGCCCGCCGCCAGCGCCGGCGCCGAUCUCCAUCCCGCGACCGCGAGCAGCGGCGACGUGCUUCCGCCGCACCCUCGCUCGCCGGUGUCCGGGUAUUUGCAUUCAGUGACAAAAGUUCUUCAGCUGCGGAGUCAUGGCUGCCCAGAUACGCAUAAUAAUGAAAUCUUUUAUGAGCCAAGCUAACAAGGUUCAAGGGGUUAUUCCAUACGCUCAGAAGAUUGGAUUGCCUGAAUCACGAUCCUUGUAUACUGUGUUACGAUCACCUCAUAUUGACAAGAAGUCCAGGGAGCAAUUCUCGAUGCAUGUCAAGAAGCAAUUUCUGGUACAGAAAGCGGAAACGCACGAGCUGCAAAAGAAGCUGUUCUGGUUGAAGCGCCUGCGCCUACUUGGAGCUCAAUACGAAAUCCAAAUCAGUUUCAAGACUCGUUUGGAUAAGAGUAAGCUCCAAGCUGCUUUGUAGUUGGUUCGUUCACCCUUGAACAAGACUGCUUCUCUCUCUUGGUUUUGAGAUUGUCAAACAGAACCUUUGCAUCCAUUAGCAUUUCAUAUGAAGAACUGCAUCAUUUGGAAGAGUUCACAGGAAUGUUGUACUAGUAAUUCAUUCCAAACUCAGCACCAUUUGGAAUAGUUUACAGGAAUGUAGCAGUAGCAAUUCAUCCAACUAUCAUAUGCUAUGAAUUAUGAUGACGCAGCAUGAUCUGUAAUAAAACAGAUGUGCCUGCAUUCCUGGAUUUGUUGGUUUUGUUUCUAGUACAGUCUAACAACUCAUGACAUUCCAAUCCUA